Messenger RNA from Lymnaea stagnalis (great pond snail), 177 nucleotides. The record is from the annotation of a GenBank genome assembly. Lineage: Eukaryota; Metazoa; Mollusca; Gastropoda; Lymnaeidae.
GCAGGUCCAGUGGCUGCUGGGAUAGUCGGCGUGAAGAUGCCGCGAUACCUUCUCUUCGGCGACACUGUCAACACAGCCUCCAGGAUGCAGUCCACCAGCAACCGUGAGCAUCUCAGUUCAGCUAUUUUUAAAAUGAGCUACCAAGGUUUUCUUCACAGUCUUGACAUGGGCGGGUAG